AUGGCGGUGGUCCACAGCGCCGAGUCCUCCGACGCCGCCGAGACGGACGUCGAGAGCGACGCUGUCGACACGGAGGCCGAGGAGACGGACGUGGAGGACGACUACGUUGCAGUCGGCAGGGGGAGUAGCGACGAAGAGUCUGGCCGUGGCGGCAUCAGCGAGGACGAGCUGGCAGAGGCCACCGAGCAGGAUUUGCUCGCCGUGCCGUUCCGCAACCUCGACACUGGAGAGAUCAUCUCGCUGACGGAUGCGAUGAAGCUCAGCUGUUCGUCGCUCUCCUCCUCCUCCUCCUCCACCCGGGCGCCGACACCCGCACCGGCGGCCGCUGCCGCCGCUGGCGCCGCCGCCGCCGUGAGCGCCGCCGCGGUGGGCGCCUCGCCCCGCUCCUCAUCCUCCCGCUGCUCCGUUGCCGACGAGGCUGCCGCCGUGGUCGGCUACCUGUGGAAGCGCGGCACCACGCUCUCCGCCCUCGUGCGGCGCUGGUACGUCCUCUCUCCGACCGGCCUCUGCUACUACCCGUCGGCGCAGGACUCUGUGCGCGCGCCGCACUCGUUCCGCGUCGUGCCUCUCGCCGGAGCGCGCGUGCGCCUCGCCGGCGGCGGCGAGGAGGGCGGCCUUGGCCUCGGAGGCCGCAGCCCCAAGGACAGCAUCAAGGGCGGCGGCGGCACCAAGCGGGGCGGCAGUCCCGCCCACGGCCUGGUGCUCGAGCUCGGGCAGGGCAAGGCGCGCGAGCUGUACGCGGAGCACCCGGAGGAGCAGAGGCUGUGGCACGACGCGUUGGCUGCCUGGCUCGCGCGCGGCGGAGGCGGAGGCGGCGACGGCGGCGGCGGCCGCGGCGGUGGGGUGCUGAGCGGCGCUCUCGGGCUUGUGGGGCUCGGUCGGCGGGGCGGCGGCGGCGGCGGCGGGGGAGGCGGAGGCGGAGGCGGCGGCGGCGGCGAGGCGGCCGCCACCGACGGGCACGGGUUUGCUCUCUCGCCCGCCGAGGCGGAUUGGGCGAUGUGCAUGAUCGAGGCGCCGGCUGGGAGCUGGUCCGCGUGGGCGCACGUCGUCGCCGCGGCGGAGCGCGUGCAGACGCAGCAUUGGCGCGCGCAUUUGGCCGAGCACGGGCUGCCGCAGCCGCCUGCGCCGCGCGCCGACGGCCGAGUCAAGACGGUGGGGCGGAAGCGUGUGUGGCGGGAGCGGCUCGCGGGCGGUAAGGGCGCCGCCGCCGCACGCGCGUGCAAGCAGUUGGUGCGGGGGGGCGUGCCGCCGAGCCUGCGGGCCGAGGUGUGGCUGUCGAUGUCGGGCGCGCAGCAGCUGCGCGAGGAGCGGCCGCCUAGAUGCGGAGCGCCGGAGCAUCCGGUCGCGUUUGCGGCGCUACUCAGCCGCGUCGCCGCCGGAGAGUGCGCCGAGAUGGACGAGAUCGAGAAGGACCUGCACCGCACCUUUCCCGGGCACGCCGCCUUUGGCGCGGGCGGCGCCGGGCGCGAGAAGCUGCGGCAGGUGCUCGCGACGUACUCGCUGCGCAACCCCGCGGUCGGCUACUGCCAGGCGCUCAACUACGUGGCGGCGAUGCUGCUCGUGGCGAUGCGGCUGGAGGAGGAGGAUGCCUUCUGGCUGCUCGCCGUCUACUGCGAGCGCCUCUUCCCCGACUUUUACCUGCGCGACAUGACGGGCAUCCGGAUCGAGCAAUCGCUCUUCGCGGGCUUCGUCAAGGAGAUCUCGCCGCAGGUGCACACCCACUUCGAGUCGCUCGGGGUGCCGCUCGAGCUGGUGACGACCAGCUGGUUCCUCUGCCUCUUUGUCAACGUGCUCCCGGCCGUCUCGGUCCUGCGCCUGUGGGACGUCGUCCUCUGGGAGGGCCCUCAGGUGCUGAUGCGCGCCGGCGCCGCGCUGCUGCACUGCUACCGCGACGCCGUGCUCGCUGCGCGCGACUUCAACGGCACCUCCCUCGUCCUGCAGACGAUUGGCCGCGACUUGUGGCACGCCGACCGGCUCGUCGCCACCAUGUACACAAAGUCGGCCGUCACCGGACGGCCGCAGCACAGGCACGCCCUCCGCCGGGCGAGGGAGGAGCGGCGCGAGCAGUACAGGCGGCACGAGGCGGAGCAGGUCGCUUCGCUCGCGGACGAGACGGCUUUCGACACGGCCGAGCUCGAGCUCCUCCGCUCCGCCCUCCGCUCUUCGGUGCGCGCGGAGCUCGCCACGACGGCCCGAGCCGCGUGCGACGUCGCCGACGCCACCGUCACCGAGGCGCACGUGCGGUCGCUCUUCGCGUCGUGCGGAACGGUCCUCUUCCCGCCGCCGCGCCUCGGCCGCGAGUCGAUCGGCAGGGUGCGGCAGCGGCUCGACCCGUCUGCCGUCUACGCCGUCGUGCGCGCGGCCUGCUGCGCGCGGCGGGACGGGCUGCCGGACGACGCGCUCACCCUCAGCCGGCUGCUGCACGGCCUCUCGGCCCUCUGCCGGCCGCAGUCCGAGGAGGAGGCGCCGCGGUACGUGCUAGCCGCCUUCGACGCCGAUGCGGACGGCGCGCUCGACGAGGGGGAGCUCGCGGCGCUGCUCGCCGAGGCAUAUGCCGGCUGCGCCACCCGCGGCAUCGACACGCGCAUGCCGGCCGAGCUGAGCGCGUACUGCCGCGCCCUCGCCGCCGCGCUCGCGCCCCCGCCCGACGGCGCGGCGCGGGAGCCUGCUGCGGCGGCACCCCCGGCCCCGCCGGUCGGUCCCCGCGGCGUGCGCACGCUCCUCGCCGCCGAGCCGUCUUUGCGCGCGUGGCUGCCCGUGUCGGUGAUUGCGGCCGCCGCGGCCGGAGACUCGCCCGAGCGGGGGUCCGAGGCGGGCGGCGAUCCCGAGGUGGAGCGCGUGGAGGCCGUCGUCGCGGAGUGGCUUGCGUAG
Emiliania huxleyi CCMP1516 is the source of this 2871-nucleotide messenger RNA. RefSeq lists its product as hypothetical. Gene Ontology annotation, molecular function: calcium ion binding. Bases 1 to 2871 code for a protein of 956 amino acids. The record is from RefSeq and is a predicted model, not a curated record. The transcript is spliced from 9 exons. NCBI's taxonomy places the organism in Eukaryota, Haptophyta, Isochrysidales, Noelaerhabdaceae.